Messenger RNA from Labeo rohita (rohu), 1890 nucleotides. RefSeq lists its product as uncharacterized. The transcript is spliced from 4 exons. The coding region runs from base 131 to 760 and encodes 209 amino acids. NCBI's taxonomy places the organism in Eukaryota, Metazoa, Chordata, Actinopteri, Cypriniformes, Cyprinidae. The record is from RefSeq and is a predicted model, not a curated record.
AAGCAAGCAGUUCCAAAUUGUCUUACUUUCCAUCACCACGUGAGUUGGGUAUUCGCGUUGGUGAUAGAUUAAGACUACAGUUCAUCCGGUUAAGUUAUAACAGUAUUAAAUUGUUUUAUAGAUAUCGAAUAUGAUACUUUUCGUUGUAUUAACGUGUUGCAUUGGCAUUGCUGCUGGUGCUGCUGUUGCUACUGCUGCUGGUGAUGUUGAAGAUGAUGAUGAUGAUGAAAUUGAGUCGCUAGCGGUGCUUGAAGGAGGAAACCUCACCAUCUCUAUUCACAUUGAGAAGUGGGACGAAAACCCACAGAUUUUACUUUUCCGUCGCAAAGAAUCCUCGAAGGAACUGAUAGCGCAGAUAAUCUGCCAUAACGGAGAUUGUGAACAGAAGUGGAGAUCCGAAGUUUCACUUAAAUCCGAUGGGGAGAAUGUGUCACUGAGCCUGAUAAACGUCAACUACAACCAAACAGGGGUUUACGAAGUCCGCAAACCGAGCAGCAAAUGGCACGGAAACAAGAUUUACAAUGUUUCUGUUCAUCAGCCUCCACUCAGUACCAUCAACCCAGAAAAAACAUCUUCUGCCAAGUACAGUGACUCUACUGCAGGGAUAAGUGUAGGUGCUGUGGGCGUUGUUUUAGUGGUCCUCGCUUUAGUGGUCAUCAUUGGCGCUGUCAUUUAUUCGAAACGCAAAAGAGCCCAAGAAUCAGACCCUGAAGCCAGCAGGAGGCACAGAUCCCAAAGAGAUGUUGAAAGAUACUUAUAGUUACUGUAUUAUUGCAAGCUCAUCCAGUGCAGGACUAAACUGAAUGUAAUAACAAGACGGGUUGACUAUAAGGAAUCAAAAUGUCUGAUUCACUGAGAAUUGUAACCACUGGUGCUGUUUUCCCAAGAGAUCCCAGUUGACUCAGCAGCUACUGGCACAACAGCUGUUAAUUAUAACAAUGCUUAUGUGUCCUUGAACUCCACAAGACCAUAAAGUGUCCCGUUUGUCAUUUUAAAAUUCUUUUAGCAUUAUUACACAUAAUUAUGCACAAUUAUUAAAGCUCCAAGCACUGAAUGUCCACUAGAUGGAGCCAAAGGAUUAGAAAUUCUGUUUAAUCUAGUAGUUCAGCAUCAGUAGGAAUGGCUAAAUAAUCAUUUUAAUUGUUGCUUUUAUUUGUAGCACCAUUGUACACUAAAAAAAUACCCAUUUGUUUUAUGUAAUUAGUUUGCAAAGAAACACUUAUUUCCACAAAAGGCACAUUUCUAUAAAAGCACACUUAAUUAAUUUUGGCCUCUAAAGGCAUAUAAAUGGGUAGCUGAAAUAUUUAUUCGUUUUUAAGUAUUCAUACAGAUACUGUAGCACAUUCUCGCCAUUAACUUGUCAUAUACAAUGACAGAGUUUAUUGUAGCUUUUGUGAUCUCUGAGUAGUAAGCUAAUUCUGUUGAUUUUUAAAAAUAUAUAUAUAUUAAAUGUAAACAUUUAUUUCAGUCUGACAGUAAGAGGGAGUGUUUUCCAUUUAAAAAUCAGCCGAUGAGUUUGGGAUCAUCAAACCCAUCUUACCAGUGGAGAUUCAAGAUUGUUGUCUCUGAAAAGCAAUUUUAUGACUUAUUUAUUUAUAUAAGCUGUUGGUUUUUGGACCAAGAUAUUGUUUGUUACUGUAUGCGAUUGUUGUUACUGUAUGAAUGUAUGUGAGUAGCACUGUAAGGUUUGAUUAUGUGCAUUGUUUGUAUUUAUUUAUACUUUCAACAUAUUUAUACAUUGAACAAAGUCAUUAACCACAGUGUAUUAUCAAACAACAGAAUGUCUUCAGAUUAAAGCUGGUUAUGGAGAAUUGUCAACUGAUUGGAUCAGAAGACGGAAGCAGAACCAAAAAAAAUGUAAACGAAAAAAAAAUUAUUAAAUAAACCCUU